AUCUCGUAACCUUUUUUUCCCCUGCAUUGAAUCCGAUUGAAUCCUCCCCUCUCUUGCCUCUUAGCUGCUUCUUCUUAUUCUCUCUACGUGUAUAUAUAAUUACUCUCAGACAAAGCAAAAGAGGUGGCACCAGAGAGAGAGAGAGAGAGAGAGAGAGAGAGAAGACCACAAAAACCAGAGCAACAAAAACACCUAAACAGUGGCCGGAUUAUAAGAAAACUAACUACAAUAGGAGAGACAAGAAAUGGAGGGGAGGUUAUCGCUGGUAUCUCUCCUUGUUCUUCUUCUGACUACUACUCUUUCGUUAUUAGCCGACGCGGUGCCUUACGCUAAGCCUUUCAAUCUCACCAACAUCCCCUUCGACGAGGGUUUCAAUCUUCUCUUCGGCGACGGCAACCUCGUCCGCUCCCCCGACGGAAAUGGCGUCCGUCUCCUCCUCGAUAAAUAUACAGGGUCUGGCUUUAUUUCCUCCUCUCUUUACGACCAUGGCUUCUUCAGCGCCAAGAUUAAGCUCCCGUCGGAUAACACUGCCGGUAUUUGCGUUGCUUUCUAUACUUCUAACGCUGACGUGUUUGAGAAGAGCCACGAUGAGUUGGACAUAGAAUUCUUGGGUAACACAGCAGGAAAGCCAUGGAGGUUCCAGACCAACUUAUACGGCAACGGCAGCACCAGCCGCGGCCGCGAGGAGCGGUACCGCCUCUGGUUCGACCCGACAAAGGACUUCCACCGUUACAGCAUCCUCUGGACCCUUAAGAACAUCAUAUUUUACGUGGAUGAAGUACCAAUAAGAGAGGUUGUACGAAAGGAAGCAAUGGGUGGUGACUACCCAGCGAAGCCAAUGUCUUUAUAUGCAACCAUAUGGGAUGCCAGCAGCUGGGCUACUAAUGGCGGCAAGGAGAAAGCAAACUACAAAUACGCACCCUUCGUCGCUGAAUUCAAAGACCUAGUGCUCGACGGCUGCCCUUCCGACCCGAUUGAGCAAUUUCCGUUCGGUGAGGCCUGCGCCGAGAAACUUGCCUACCUCAACGCUCAAGAAUACUCUACAAUUUCACGUGCACGGCAGGCGGCCAUGCGCCGAUUUCGUCAACGUUUCAUGUACUACUCAUAUUGUUACGAUUCUUUGAGGUACCCUGCAUCAAUGCCCGAGUGUGAGAUCAUUCAGGCAGAGAAGGCGCGGUUCAAGGAUACCGGCAGGUUGAAGUUUGGAGGCAGUCACAAAAAGCAGCCUAAAAGGCGGAGCCGGAACCGGAGUGCGACUUCCGACAACCAAGUAGCUAUAUGACGAUUAUAUAUAUAUAUAUAUAUAUAUAUAUAUAUAUAUAUAUAUAUAUAUGUACAUAUAUCAUCAUCAUCUGUAUGAAUCAUUUGUAAAUUGAAAUGUUUUAGUGUUGAUUAAUCAUAAUUGUGUUCUUUUUCCCCCCAACGACCUCUCUUAAUAAUUAGGGGAUGAACCAAUAAUCUUUUCAAAAUAUGAAACACUAUCAAGCUAGUA
Molecule: messenger RNA, 1492 nt
Organism: Argentina anserina (silverweed cinquefoil)
Lineage: Eukaryota; Viridiplantae; Streptophyta; Magnoliopsida; Rosales; Rosaceae
Product: probable xyloglucan endotransglucosylase/hydrolase protein 30
Exons: 4
Coding region: 245-1282 (345 amino acids)
Biological process (GO): cell wall biogenesis; xyloglucan metabolic process
Cellular component (GO): apoplast; cell wall
Molecular function (GO): xyloglucan:xyloglucosyl transferase activity; hydrolase activity, hydrolyzing O-glycosyl compounds
Source: RefSeq, a predicted model, not a curated record